GUCGGUGCGGGACAGACGGUUGACCAGUGAGUGUCCGGGACACAGACAGAUCAGGUGCCCAGGGGACGAUGGGUUUGCCUCAUAUGCACGACCUGUUUUAGUUGCAUUCCGUUUGCCUUCGCGUUAUUAUUAUUAUUAUUAUUAUUGCCAAAUCUGCGGGGUUGAUGUGUAUAAACGCACAGUGUAGAUUUAAAUCCACACAUUUAUUCACUUUCAUAUUCCAACUGGGCUGCACUGCACCUGAUGUCGGCAUAGGCACGCGUUUGCAAGGAUAAUCAUCUUAGAACUAGAACCAUGGAUGCAGUCAUUCAUGUUAUGAAUGACUCCAUAGAGUUUUAUAAAUGGAGCCUUACCAUAGCAGAUAAGCGUGUGGAGAAAUGGCCGAUGAUGUCAUCCCCGCUCCCCACCCUGGGGAUCAGUGUUCUGUACCUGAUCUUCCUGUGGGCCGGGCCCCGUUACAUGCAGACCCGGGAGCCCUUUCAGUUCAGAACAACCCUCAUUGUGUACAACUUCAGCAUGGUGCUGCUUAACUUCUACAUCUGCAAAGAGCUGCUCCUGGGCUCCAGAGCGGCUGGUUACAGUUACCUCUGCCAACCUGUGAACUACUCUAAUGAUGUGAAUGAAGUCAGGAUAGCGUCGGCUCUGUGGUGGUACUACAUCUCUAAAGGGGUGGAGUUUCUUGACACAGUGUUCUUCAUCAUGAGGAAGAAGUUCAAUCAGGUCAGCUUCCUGCACGUCUAUCACCACUGUACAAUGUUCAUCCUGUGGUGGAUCGGCAUCAAGUGGGUUCCUGGAGGGCAGUCCUUCUUUGGCGCUACAAUUAACUCAGGCAUUCAUGUGCUGAUGUACGGUUACUACGGCCUGGCAGCGUUUGGUCCAAAGAUCCAGAAGUACUUGUGGUGGAAAAAAUACCUCACCAUUAUUCAGAUGAUCCAGUUCCAUGUCACUAUUGGCCAUGCGGCCCAUUCCCUCUACACGGGCUGUCCAUUCCCAGCCUGGAUGCAAUGGGCUUUGAUUGGCUACGCCGUCACAUUCAUCAUCCUCUUUGGAAAUUUCUACUACCAAACAUACCGUCGCCAGCCACGUCUCAAACCAUCCAAAUCUGCUGCCAAUGGCAUCUCCAUGGCAACCAAUGGCACCAGUAAAGCACCGUUGGUGACGGAAAAUGGAAAGAAGCAAAAGAAAGGAAGGGCAAAGCACGAAUGAAAAAAAGGAUGGAUAUGGUAGGAUGUGAUGAAGAGAUGAAACCCUGGGUACUGUGGGCUUCGAAAAGGGGACUGAUCUCACAACCUCUAUGUUCUGUAAUUGGUAAAAUGUCAUUUUUGUGAACUUGAUUGAAUGGUGAGCAUGUUAGGAGGGAGAUAUUUCAAACUAGGGACAUUUGUAAGAUUCUUAAGAAAGUGUUGGAAUUCUCUUUUUAAGAAUCUUACAAACGUUGUUCGGAAUAUCUCCCUCCUUAACUUGGAGCCGCAGUUUAGAUGAUUCAAACAUCGCCAUGCAUUCCAGUUUGAUCCAAUCUAAUAUUCCUUGGCUUCCAGUGUGACAUCACUCUAAAAUGUUACAAAUGUCAGUGGUUCUCAGUCCUGGUACUCAAGGACCCACAGUACAGUCCUGCACAUUUUGGAUGUCUUCAUUACUUAACACAACUGACUGAACUUUCAGCUCAUUAAAGGAGCCUCCAAGGCUUUGUUCACACUGCAUGGGAAAUCAGAUUUUUUCUUAAAUCAAUUUUUUUAGACUGACUGUUCAAACUCCAAAUUAUGCAUGGCCAGAUCUGAUCUGUUUUCUGUGCAUGAACGCAUGAAAUCUAAAGUCAGCAUUCAGACUCAGUACGUUUCCAUGCACAGUAAUAAUCAAGCUGUGCGAUUCUCACGAAACCUGACAAGACAAUGUCCUGGUCCUAUUUUUUAUUUUUUAUUUUUUUAUUGAUUUGGGGUUAAAUAUGACCAGGAUGUUUUCUUGACAGGUUUUACAAGGUUAAAUUAUUGUUUUAGUUAGACAAAAUUCAAACCUUUAAUGUGCAUGUAAAUUUACUGUCUGAGACACAUUGACAAAAAUCUGAUUUUAUUCCAAUUUCAAACCACAAACGUCAAUCAGAUUUCAUGUGUUUUUCCCCUGUUAAAACCACCAAAAACUAAAUGGAUUUGAGUUGGAAAGAAAAAAACAAAACAACAUUUUGAUGUGUCAGAAAAGGGAGACCAAUGUGCAGACCAGAACUAAGAACCACCGCCUUACGGUAUAACUGUAUCGUAAUAGAAAGCUACUUUGAGAUGUUUGAUUGCAUCUGAGGGGGCUGCGGGGAGGAUACACUAUUUUGCACUUGUUUUAACCACAUAAUUACUGUUAAAUAUGCUUUUCUAUUAAAUAUGCAUCCACAGAAACCUAUAGCUUACUGUCUUAAUGGUCUUAUUUUAUGCGAGUAGCUGAUGGCACAGAAAUUACGUACUGUAAAUGCCAGUAGCUUUGGACUAGUAUCUUCAAAUACCCCUCCUCUGGUUUCAAUGGCUGCCAACUUUCUUGACACUCUUGAACAGAUUUCACACUAGAUUAGGUAACUAAGGAAUCAGUGCCAUCAGUUUAAUCCCACAAACUAGGUUUCAUAGAAUAUAUUAGACCAUGGAGAACUAUUACUAUAGUGAAAUAAUGGUGUUUUUACCAAUAAGAGAUUUCUAAAGUGGCAGUAAAAUGUAAUAAUACAUGUUUCAACAUGUUACCAACUGUCCAGUUGUGCAGUUGGUGGGCUUAUACGUGUGCGUCAGACAACUAAACAAUAUCUAGCAUUAUUUUCGUUUUCAUUUCACCAGACAACGUCCUGAGACAGCAUACGGUAAUGAUGGCGUCACAGCAUUAUACUCAGGUAGUUUAACGUAUUUUUUGACCCGCAUGUAAAGUUGGACCGACUGUUUUUAAAACCAUGUAGUUUUAUGGAGUGUAUAGGUGCACUAUUGCAUUAUAUUAAUUUUGCUAUUUGAAAGUUCACUUUUUCUCUGUUCACUGUGUUACCUCAACCCUAGAAGGUAGAAAACAGAACGAGUCUCCUAAAUCAUGUCACCAUAACUAAACUCUGUUUUCUCAACCGUAAACUGUUGCAGUAUGCUGUUUAUCUCUGUAUGAAUACUCACGAAUUCAAGCAGGUUCUUAUGCUCAGUGGAUGUAUUUCUGAUUUGCUAAUCAUCCUGUAUGCUACAAGAGGUUCUUAAAAAUGUCAAUGUUCCUCUAAUAAUUAAAUGAUUAAAUCAGCUGCUACAGAUUUGAAUGAAAUAAACAGGAUGUCAA
Myxocyprinus asiaticus (Chinese sucker) is the source of this 3276-nucleotide messenger RNA. RefSeq names its product elongation of very long chain fatty acids protein 4-like. The transcript is spliced from 7 exons. Gene Ontology annotation, biological process: very long-chain fatty acid biosynthetic process; fatty acid elongation, saturated fatty acid; fatty acid elongation, polyunsaturated fatty acid. Bases 295 to 1206 code for a protein of 303 amino acids. Gene Ontology annotation, molecular function: fatty acid elongase activity. Lineage: Eukaryota; Metazoa; Chordata; Actinopteri; Cypriniformes; Catostomidae. Gene Ontology annotation, cellular component: endoplasmic reticulum membrane; endoplasmic reticulum. The record is from RefSeq and is a predicted model, not a curated record.